AUGAACGCUACACGCACUCUCUUCGCUCGCCAGCCCAUGAUCCGUUUCCUUGGAAAGAGAUCAGUCCCUUCCAAGAUUGACCACACUCCUCACGCUCACCCCGCCGCUCCCAGCUCUGAGCUCCCCGAGUCGUUCGCUUCCUACAGACAGAAGGCCCAACAGCACGGUCCCCUACACCGCCGUACCGCCGCCAGCCAAUACGGCGGCUUCGUCGGCGGCAAGCCCGGAAAGUCGCUCGGCCCUGUCGAGCCGGCAUCUGGCGAGUUCUUCGACCGCAGCGAUCUCCCUGCUCGUUUCUCCAGAACCUCAUGGACCGCGGCCGAGAUCGAGGCCAUCGAGUCCGGCGGUGCCAGCAUGUUCGCAUAA
Messenger RNA from Aureobasidium uvarum, 366 nucleotides. The record is from the annotation of a GenBank genome assembly. NCBI's taxonomy places the organism in Eukaryota, Fungi, Ascomycota, Dothideomycetes, Dothideales, Saccotheciaceae.